AUGGCCGUGUUAUGUCUCGAUUCGGGACGUGACAAAAACACUCAAAUUGUUACUAGUUUGUUUUUUUUCCCAAGAAACGCGGAUGCUCUUGUUUCAACUGGUUUGGCAGGACUUGGAUACAAGUAUGUAAAUCUUGAUGACUGUUGGGCUGAAGGGGAAAGAGACAAGAAGGGUAAUUUAAUGUCCAAAGCCACUACCUUUCCUUCUGGCAUUAAGGCCCUUGCAGAUUAUGUUCAUGCUAAAGGCUUGAAACUUGGGAUAUAUGCUGAUGCUGGUGAUAGAACCUGCAGUGACAGAAUGCCUGUCUCUCUUGGGCAUGAAUAUCAAGAUGCAAGAACUUUUGCAGAAUGGGGGGUUGACUACUUAAAGUAUGACAACUGCUACCAUGAUGGUUCCAAAAAUCGAAAAAGAUAUGCUGUGAUGAGUCGGGCAUUGCGAAAAGCUGGCCCACAAAUCCUUUACGCUUUAUGUGAAUGGGGACAAGAGGAUCCAGCAAAAUGGGCAGGUUCAUAUGGCCAUGCUUGGAGGACUACUGGGGAUAUUAAUGACACCUGGGCAAGUAUAACGUCAAUUGCAGAUGCAAACAACAUUUGGGGAAGAUAUGCGGGACCUGGCAGGUGGAAUGAUCCUGACAUGCUGGAAGUGGGCAAUGGAGGGAUGAAUGUUGAGGAAUAUCAUUCUCAGUUUAGUCUUUGGGCUCUUAUGAAGGCUCCUCUGCUCAUUGGAUGCGAUGUUCGAUCUGCAAGCAAAGAGACUCUAAGUAUCCUUGGAAACAAGGAAGUGAUAGCAGUUAAUCAGGAUCCACUAGGAGUUCAGGGGAGGAAAAUACGAUCCAAAGGCGGCCUAGAGGUUUGGGCAGGGCCAUUAUCGGGGAAAAGGGUGGUGGUAGUGUUAUGGAACAGAAGCCAAUGUAGAGCACCUAUAUCUGUGGGAUGGAGAGACAUUGGACUCUCUCCCUCUAGUCCUGUCACUGUUAGAGACUUGUGGAAGCACUCAUUUGUUUCAAUGAAUAAGCGUUAUAGAAUGACUGCAUACGUUCCUGCUCAUGGUUGCAAGAUGUAUGUUAUGACACCAUUGAAAGGUUGAAGGAGGCCCUUGAAACGUACAAGUUCGGGGUCAGAAAAGAAGAAUUCUCAUUUGAUAUAACUGAAUUUGGGAUAAUUUAGUGAAUGUCUGUUUUAUAUUUUAGCCUUUUCAUUUCUUUUUCUGAUAGUCCAAAAGACUAUCUGUUGCAAAAUAAAGUACUCUUUCAACAAAAGAAAUAAAUAUAAUUAUGUUUGAGUUAAACCCCGAUAAAUCUUCGAUUUUCUGUCUC
Durio zibethinus is the source of this 1315-nucleotide messenger RNA. The record is from RefSeq and is a predicted model, not a curated record. NCBI's taxonomy places the organism in Eukaryota, Viridiplantae, Streptophyta, Magnoliopsida, Malvales, Malvaceae.